Cariama cristata (Red-legged seriema) is the source of this 1014-nucleotide messenger RNA. It is a transcript of the gene NUDCD3, whose product is annotated as NudC domain containing 3. NCBI's taxonomy places the organism in Eukaryota, Metazoa, Chordata, Aves, Cariamiformes, Cariamidae. Gene Ontology annotation, biological process: protein folding. The record is from RefSeq and is a predicted model, not a curated record. The transcript is spliced from 6 exons. Gene Ontology annotation, cellular component: cytoplasm. The coding region runs from base 1 to 1014 and encodes 337 amino acids.
AUGAACAAGCGCUAUGAUUUUUUGCUGAAGCUGCGCUGGCGGGAGCCCUCCCAGUGCUGUGGCCCUUCGUUGUACACCUCUAUACCCAGAGAAAGACUUGAAUCGCACAGUGCCGUGGCCUGGGCAUUCAAAGUCUUUGAGCGUAUGGCCCGGCAGGAUGACGAGAAGAGGCGCCAAGAGCUGGAGGCGAAGCUAAGGAAGAAGGAGGAGGAGGAGGAGGCUGCUGCAGCUGCCGAGAGGGUAAAACUGUCCCCUGCAGCUCAGGAGGUAGAGGUAGAGACAACAGAGCACGUCCCAGCGCCGGAUGCCGGGGGAGCUGCAGGGACACAGGAGUCAGCUGUAGACCAGGCUGCAGCCCCCAGUCCUGUGUCGGCCGAGCCCCUGGGGGCCACCGCCCCAGCAGAGCCUUGGCCAGCAGAACUGCUCACGAGACAGGAGCAGUUCCAGACAAACCCCGACAGCUACAACGGAGCUGUGCGAGAGAAUUACGCCUGGUCCCAAGACUACAGUGACCUGGAGAUUAAAGUGCCUGUGCCCAAGCACAUCGUAAAAGGCAAACAGGUAUCUGUAGAUAUCAGCAGCGGUGCAAUUCGCGUAGCGGUGCUGGAGGGGAGCAACCAGCGUGUCCUCAUGGAAGGGAAACUCAUCCACAAGAUCAACACGGAGAGUUCCCUCUGGAGUCUGGAGCCAGGGAAGUGUGUUUUGAUCAGCCUGAACAAGGGGGACGAGUACUGGUGGAAUGCCAUCCUGGAGGGUGAGGAGCAGAUCGACAUCGACAAGAUCAACAAGGAGCGCUCCAUGGCCACGGUGGACGAGGAGGAGCAUGCCGUGCUGGACCGCCUCACCUUUGACUACCACCAGAAGCUGCAGGGCAAGCCCCAGACCCAAGAGCUGGGAGGUUUUAAGGUGCAUGAGAUGCUGAAGAAGGGCUGGGACACCGAGGGCUCCCCUUUCCGCGGCCAGAAGUUCGACCCCUCCAUGUUCAACAUCUCCCCUGGGGCUGUGCAGUUUUGA